UAAUUAAACAAGAGAAGCUAGAAGAGGUUGUCCUUUUAUUAUCUAUAGCAUUAAUUUCAAUCCCAUCUUUUUUCCCUUUUAUCCUCCUCUCUAUCACCAUUUCCAAUUAAUCAUAACCGACUCUCUCUUUAUCUCUCGUCCUCCUCCUCCUCCUCCUCUUUCUCUCUCUAUGGGUUUCCUUGGAGAGGUGGAAGCAGCUGCUGCAACACAACAAGACAUGAAACAACUUCUUACUUCUGGUGUUGUUCAUCCUUUCACGGCCUCGGCCGCAGCAGCAGGUACAACGACUACUGCCACUGCCACUACUACGACGACACCCCGUAAUAUUAGUACUAAUAAUAUUAACAACAAAAAUAUUAAUAUGAGUAGCAGUAGUACUAGUAAUGAAUCUCAUCAUUUAGAAUUACAACAAUUCUCUCUCCUCCAUCAUCAUCAUCAUCAUCAUCAUCAUCAACACCACCAAGAGCCGCAACAUCAUCAGCAUCAGCAACAACAUCAUCAUUCUCCGCAGCAGCAUCAUCAGAAUAUUUCAUUCAGUAUGAUGCAAUCAUCUCCAUCAUCUUCUUCCCUUCCUGGAAACAAUUUCAUGGGAGCGGGAAAAGAGAGCAGUAGUAGUGCUGCGGGCGCGUACGACCUAGGAGAGCUAGAUCAAGCACUUUUCCUUUACCUUGAUGGACAAACAGAUCAUGAACAACAACGACAAAAUCACAACUCGUCAUCAACAUCACCACCACUUGGAAGAGGAGGUGGAGGCGGAGGCGGAGGCGGAGGCGGAAUGAGACCACCAACUCUUAACAUUUUCCCUUCUCAACCUAUGCAUGUUGAGCCUUCUAUCACCAAGGCAAGUUCUGGAGGAGUACUAGGCGGAGGAGGACAAUCAACAAGUGGCGGUUCCAAGAGACCAUCAGAGCAGCCGCCACCGAUAGAGUUGUCCAACAACAAUAAUAUUAAUAAUAAAUCCAAAAACCAACACGAAGCAACCGCUGAACAAUCCAAGUCUAUCAAGCGUGAAGGAAACCGCAAAGGUCCAACAUCAAGCUCGGAGCAAGAAGGGCCAAAAACACCCGACCCUAAGACACUGAGAAGACUUGCUCAAAAUAGAGAAGCAGCUAGGAAAAGCAGGCUUAGAAAAAAGGCAUAUGUUCAGCAGUUAGAAUCAAGUAGGAUAAGACUUGCUCAGUUAGAACAAGAACUUCAACGCGCCCGAGCCCAAGGUAUAUUUUUCGGAGGUGGUGGAACAGACAAUGGUAUUCCUCUUGGUGUAGCCAACAUAAGCUCAGACGCAGCAGUGUUUGACUUGGAAUACACAAGAUGGCUGGAGGAGCAUCACCGGUUAACCUGCGAGCUCCGGGCAGCGGUACAAGAACAUAUAUCAGAAAAUGAGCUUAAAAUGUACGUAGAUAAUUGCUUGGCGCAUUACGACGUGGUAAUGAAUCUCAAGAGCAUGGUGGCUAAAACCGACGUGUUCCACCUUGUUUCCGGAAUGUGGAAAACCCCGGCAGAGCGCUGCUUCAUGUGGAUGGGUGGUUUUCGCCCUUCCGAGCUCAUUAAGAUAAUUUUGCACCAAAUUGAGCCGUUAAGUGACCAACAAUUGAUGGGCAUAUGUGGGUUGCAACAAUCGACGCACGAGGCUGAAGAGGCGCUGUCGCAAGGCCUUGAAGCUCUCCAACAAUCUCUCUCCGAUGUAAUCUCCUCCGACGCCUUAAGUUGCCCUCCUAACAUGAACAAUUAUAUGGGUCAGAUGGCUCUUGCUAUCAACAAGCUCUCGACGAUGGAGAACUUUGUAAGACAGGCGGACAGUUUAAGGCACCAAACAUUUCAACGACUGUAUCAAAUCUUGACAACACGUCAAGCGGCAAGGUGUUUUCUGACGAUUGCAGAGUAUUUCCACCGGCUUCGAGCUCUGAGCUCCUUAUGGAUGGCUAGGCCGCGACAGGAAUAGGUCGAUAAAAUGAGCAAACCCAAACAAAGAAAGCUAGCUAGUACGUAGUAGUAGAAGAAAUCAUGCAUGCGAAUGUUUCACAAUAUAAUCCCACUUUGAUAAUAAUUUCUUUUUUGGAUAAGCUAAUUAUCAUCAAUGUGCUUCCUCUUUAA
Messenger RNA from Spinacia oleracea (spinach), 2094 nucleotides. RefSeq names its product bZIP transcription factor TGA10. The coding region runs from base 170 to 1942 and encodes 590 amino acids. Lineage: Eukaryota; Viridiplantae; Streptophyta; Magnoliopsida; Caryophyllales; Amaranthaceae. The record is from RefSeq and is a predicted model, not a curated record. Gene Ontology annotation, biological process: DNA-templated transcription; regulation of DNA-templated transcription. The transcript is spliced from 11 exons. Gene Ontology annotation, molecular function: DNA-binding transcription factor activity; sequence-specific DNA binding.